Messenger RNA from Anneissia japonica, 447 nucleotides. RefSeq lists its product as uncharacterized. The annotation marks the transcript as partial. The record is from RefSeq and is a predicted model, not a curated record. The transcript is spliced from 2 exons. NCBI's taxonomy places the organism in Eukaryota, Metazoa, Echinodermata, Crinoidea, Comatulida, Comatulidae. Gene Ontology annotation, molecular function: DNA binding.
UUUUACAUGAUUUAUAAUAAUUUUGAUAAUUUUUUAAAAUUUUUAGGUCUACCAUCAUUAUGGUAAGAAAUUUUAAACGGAAGUCAGAGCGGGGCAAAGACACAGACCUUAUACGGCGUGCCGUCAGAUCAGUUUUACAUGAUCAAUUGCCUGUCCGUGCCGUUGCUAAAGAAUUUGGAGUGUCAUAUAGCACCCUACAAAGACAUGUCAACAAAAUUAAAGCAGAUGCAGAUAAUCAACUCGGAAAUCGGAUGGACAUUGUAAGAAAUGUUUCUACGGCCAAGAUCGGUUACCAAAAAAAUCGACAAGUGUUUACAGAUGAGCAAGAACACCAGCUAGUUCAGUACAUUAUUCGGGCUUCGUCCAUGUAUUUUGGCAUGACCCCUGAUGACAUAAGAUCCUUUGCAUGUGAGAUUGCAACAGCUCAUGAUAUUGCCGUUCCUGAAA